CGAUACGUCUGGGGAUAAACUGCUUAAGUGCGAUGCUAUAACUACAGUACGGUGACGCAAUCGACUCGACGCAGCUUCACAUGAUCUCAAUCAAAUUUGCAUCAGCUCUCUGUGUGUGUGGCAAUUGGAUCAUGGAUUGAGCUAAGACUGUUUCAUCGAUAAAGUUUGGAUUUUUGUUUCAAAUUGAAGUGAACGGUACUCUGGAUUUGCUUCAUUGGAUCGAAACAGAGGAACUGAAGUGAAGAGAUGGAGAAUGUGUCCGAGUCUGAUGAUGUUAGAACCUCCAUUAUCCACCUCCCUGAUGAUUGCCUUUCCUUUAUCUUCCAACGGCUUGAUAAUCUCGACGACCACGAUUCAUUCGGUUUGACUUGUCAUCGCUUUCUCAACAUUCAAAACAUUAACCGCCGCUCUCUCCAGUUCCAGUGCUCAUUAUCUCUCCUCAACUCUCCAAGUCUCUCUCAGCCAACUCUCGCUGUGAACUCAGAUCAUCUCCAUAGGCUUCUCACUCGGUUUCAGUGGCUGGAGCAUCUUUCCCUCUCUGGCUGCACGGUGCUGAACGAUUCGAGUCUAGCCUCUCUCAGGUAUCCUGGCGCAAGACUGCAUAGUCUCCACUUGGACUGUUGCUAUGGGGUUUCUGAUGAUGGGAUCUCCACAGUCGCUAGCUUUUGUCCUAAUCUGAGAGUGGUUAGUCUCUACCGUUGCAGUAUCAGCGACAUUGGGUUAGAAACACUAGCCAGGGCUGCUUCCUUGGCUUUAAGAUGCGUGAAUCUCUCGUAUUGUCCUCUUGUGUCUGACUUUGGAGUUAAAGCAUUGACGCAAGCGUGCUUACAGAUUGAGUCGGUGAAGAUCUCAAACUGCAAGAGCAUAACCGGUGUUGGCUUUAUUAACUCUUCUCCAACUUUAAGCUAUGUGGAUGCCGAGUCUUGUCAGCUUGAGCCGAAAGGUGUAGCGGGGAUCAUCAGCGGAGGCGGGGUUGAGUUUCUAAACAUCUCAGGUCCAGUUUCCUACAUCGGCAAAGACGGUUUGGUUCCCAUUGGGUCUGGCGUUGCGUCGAGACUUAGAGUCUUGAACUUGAGGAUGUGCAGAACUGUUGGUGAUGAGUCCAUAAAAGCUAUAGCGAAAGGUUGUCCGUUGCUGCAAGAGUGGAACUUGGCUUUGUGUCAUGAAGUCAGGGUUGAGGGAUGGGAAGCUGUGGGGAAGUGGUGUUGUAGCUUGAAGAGACUCCAUGUGAACCGUUGUAGGAACUUGUGUGAUCAAGGGCUGCUUGGGAUCAGAAGAGGGUGCAAGAAUCUUCGGAUACUGUAUAUGAAUGGGAAUGCGAGGCUGACCUCUACAGCAGUUGAGAUGUUUAAGUUACACAGAGGAGAUGUUACGCUCAGGAGUGAAGAAGUUAUGGUUAUAGGACCAGACUGGAGACUGUAUACACGAGGAUGAAGCAUCAGUUUAGACCAAUGUGUUCUAGAAUAGGCUUCAAUGUUGUAAUAAAGAAUAAUAUUAUUAUGAAUACCACCAGAUAUGUCUUUAUACAACUUCACUUUCCA
Molecule: messenger RNA, 1541 nt
Organism: Brassica rapa (field mustard)
Lineage: Eukaryota; Viridiplantae; Streptophyta; Magnoliopsida; Brassicales; Brassicaceae
Product: F-box/LRR-repeat protein 12
Biological process (GO): SCF-dependent proteasomal ubiquitin-dependent protein catabolic process
Cellular component (GO): SCF ubiquitin ligase complex
Molecular function (GO): protein binding
Source: RefSeq, a predicted model, not a curated record